AUGGAUCGCGUCUCCCACUGGCCGUCCGCGUCAGGCCUCAUAUAUCAUAACCCUUUUCCACCUCUAAGCUCCCUUUCCUCUCGACUCUCGACUCUCCAUCUCCCGUCCAGAGUUCAGGCGACGACGAAGGAAGCAGCUAGACAAGAACCUUCUCUAACGAAUUCGGAGAAGCUGCGAAGCCGCGGUGGGAAUGCAUACACAAAAACGUGGGCGAUAUCAGAGUUCCUGCAGCCAUCACUCAAAGCCUUCGCUCGCGCUCGCGACCGUCCCCUCACCCCUCGAUACCCCAUGACGUACGUCGGCGACUGCAUCUUCAUCAAGAACCUCUCGCACCACAAGCUCCAAGCCUUCGUCUCGCGCGACAACGGGGGCAGCGACCACUGGCACACCUUGACGAACUCCUUCAAGGCCGGCAGGUGGGGCCGCUCGGGGUGGGAGGUCGUCGUGUUGCGCGACGAGAGGGAUAGUCGGCGCACGGGCGUGUACAUGCAUAUCAAGGACGUCACUGUCUACAUCACCGUCCACGCGCUCCACGACAUCCGCGUCGAGUACGGACGGGACGGCUGCGCCGCGCUCGGCGCCAUAAGCACGUAUAUGCCUCCAUUUACGUUUCCUGAAUCCAGUUUACUCGACCACACUGGGAAUCGCGGCCGCACGCACUCCCAGCCGUACAUUGGCGACUGCGUGCUCAUCAGGAACGUAUCCGGGAGGCGGUUCCAGGCGUUCGUGUCGAGCUAUCAGGGGGGCGGCAACGGCUGGUACGCGGUGACCACGUCGUUCGGGGACGGGCGGUGGGACCGCGCGGGGUGGGAGGUCGUUGUGUGCCGCGACGCGGCGGAUACGUGGCGCCGGGGCGUGUACGUCCGUGUCACAGAUGUCACUGUGUAUGUUACGAUUGAGGGCGUCGGGGAUGUGGAGAUUGAGUACGGGGGAGAGGGGGUCGGCGUCGGCGUCGGCUCUGGGAGGGGCGGGGGUCUCGGGGAUGGGGACGGGGAUGGGGGCGCGGGUCAGAGGGAGAUGACGGAGGCGGGGCUGGCGGGGCUAGGGAGUACCUCUCAGAAGGGAGACGACGAGUCGGACACGCUGUACAAUGAGUACCAACCGUGCGCGAAGGAACUCGGGGAGCAAGAUAUCCACAGAUUCGACGGGUGGGCCUAG
Molecule: messenger RNA, 1158 nt
Organism: Pleurotus ostreatus (oyster mushroom)
Lineage: Eukaryota; Fungi; Basidiomycota; Agaricomycetes; Agaricales; Pleurotaceae
Exons: 2
Coding region: 1-1158 (385 amino acids)
Source: RefSeq, a predicted model, not a curated record